AUGAGCACGAAAGUCAAUGGCACAAAUCAGUAUAAAUUAACAUAUCAAGUUGGCGUAGCCGAGAAUAAAAACUCCAAGUUCCGAAAGGCUAUGGAAGACGUACACACCUAUGUCAAGAAUUUUGCAUCUCGUCUGGACUGGGGAUAUUUUGCCGUCUUCGAUGGACACGCAGGUUCACAGGCUUCAAAGUGGUGUGGAUCCCAUUUACAUACCAUUGUGGAACAGAUGUUACUUGAGGAUGAAAACUCCGACGUAAGAGAUAUACUAAACAGGUCAUUUGUUCUAUCCGAUGAACAAAUAAACUCGAAAUUACCGGGAAACAGUGGUUGCACAGCUGCCGUUGGUAUCUUACGAUGGGAACUGCCUAGUGACAGUGCGAAUCAAGUUUCCGAUUUAAGUCAGCAUAGAAGAAAGCUGUACACAGCGAACGUCGGAGAUUCACGCAUUGUGCUGUUUAGGAAGGGGCACAGUAUAAGAUUAACUUAUGACCACAAGGCAUCUGAUAUACUCGAGAUGCAAAGAGUAGAGCACGCUGGUGGGUUGAUUAUGAAGAGCCGAGUGAACGGGAUGCUGGCAGUAACCAGAUCCCUUGGGGAUAAAUUUUUCGACGGACUUGUUGUGGGAAAUCCUUUUACGACGAGUGUAGAGAUAACACCAGAAGAUGAGUUCUUGAUUUUAGCAUGUGAUGGAUUGUGGGAUGUUAUUGACGACCAGGAAGCCUGUGAGAUUAUAAGAGAUAUAAAAGAUCCAAAUGAAGCUGCCAAGACUCUCGUGCGGUAUGCUUUGGAAAACGGUACCACUGAUAACGUUACCGCAAUGGUGGUUCAUCUAUGA
Molecule: messenger RNA, 834 nt
Organism: Torulaspora delbrueckii
Lineage: Eukaryota; Fungi; Ascomycota; Saccharomycetes; Saccharomycetales; Saccharomycetaceae
Gene: PTC1
Product: type 2C protein phosphatase PTC1
Exons: 1
Coding region: 1-834 (277 amino acids)
Biological process (GO): protein dephosphorylation
Molecular function (GO): cation binding; protein serine/threonine phosphatase activity
Source: RefSeq, a predicted model, not a curated record